AUGCAGUUUUUCAAGCACUUGACGGACCCAGCGCUCAAGCGGCUCUACAAGUUUGUGCUCAAGCGCAUGAUUGGACGGUUCCUGGCUGCAGACGAGCUGGAUCUGGACCAACUGGACGUGCAUCUGCGUUCCGGGCGCCUCGAGCUGUGCGAUCUCCUGCUGAAUGCUGAUGUGCUGAAUGCUGAGCUUUGUGAGGCGCAAGGGCUGCCGUUUCGGGUCGAGAGGGGAUACUUGGGCUCAGUUCGUGUCGCCAUCUCGUACGCAAAUAUCAUGAACGAGAGCUGCUUGGUCGAGAUUGACGAUGUUGAGAUCGUCUUGGUGCCGCUGAACAAGGCCGAGACGCAGCCGACUCGACCGAGCGGCGCAAAAGAUAGCGAAACGGGAGAGCAACAGCACGUGGACAGUGGUCGAGCACAUCGGAAUAGCACACACGAAGAAGUGGAUGAGAUCUCUCGGGAAGGACUUGACUUUGUGGCUAGCUGGAUUGAACAAGUGACGUCCAAGAUCAAAGUCACGCUGUCAAAUGUGUGCCUACGACUGGAGACAGGAGAGCAGCACAACGGACGAGAUGUCGCGCUGUUGUGUCGACUACAAUGGGCGCAGUUCACAGACGAGUCGGCGUCGGAAGUCAUGAGCGUUUACGGACGAAGCAGUUUGGACCAUCUGGCAGGCAUGUACGGCUCACAGACGGUCAGUGGCGGAAUGCAGUCGAUGGCAGCGAGUACGAUGUUUGGUAUAUCGCACAAAGGCAUAAAGUUCCGCGAUGUCAGUAUGAGCUUGCACUUGAGCAGUGAGGAAGAUGGUGAGACAGACAGACAGAAUGAGCGGCGCCGCACGGAACGCAGCGAUAUGGUAUUGCAUCCAUUCCUUGCUAGCGACCCAAGCAAGCAGUGCUACAUCCAAGUGAAACUGUCUCACUACGAGGCGUUCGAAGCACCAGCAGUGGAUGCAGAUGUGUUUUUCCACUCGAUCAGGAUUGUAUUGCAGCCCCAGUAUUUUCCGGAACUAGGGAAAAUAUUGGAUGCAUUCACGACAGAAGCCGCCAAUCUCGAUACGCACCGUUCUGAAGAGCGGUGCUCAUCGGGAGUGACAUUUCGGUCCAUCUGUGAAGAUCAGCCCGAAUGGAUGACUGGAAGCGACGACGGCGAAGUCAACGGGGGUGAGAAGGCACUCAACUUGUCGCUGAAGGAAUUCCAGCGCAUUGAGCAGUUGCUCCUUAACUAUCGACGGACGCAAGACGAACUGAGAAAUGCUCAUCGUGGCGCUUCGUCAACGGAUGCAAGCACUCCAUCAGCUGAGGCGCAACUACCGUUCAAGAUGCGGAAAUUGUCUGCUGCCGAAAGUGUGGAUAGUAUAGGAUUGUCCGAUCUAGACGAUGAGGACGAUGGAUUCUUCGAGUGCGAUUCAGGGCUUGCAAGGUCGAUCGCACCGGGCGCGUCUUUUGACAACCAGAGUAUGAUGGGUCAAUCCAUGUACGCGUCGGCUCGGUACGGCUUUGACGAAAAUGACAAUUGCGACGAUCGACGUCCCUUGUCGUCAUCUACAACUGCGGCCCAGAGCCGAUCUGCGCGCCGAGUGCAGUCACGAGCAAAGUUUCACUUGCUUGAAUGUCAAUGCGUUCUUCUGUACGAUGACAUGCCCGACGAUGAAGAUGAAGUCAACGAGGAUGUACGGGGUGGACACGAAGGUGAGCGUUUGGUGACCGACAGCCGUUUUCUUCGUGCUCCAGUCCGACAAACAAAGGCCUUGCCUUGUGUGGACGGCCACGAGCGAUUGGAAGUAUCGUUCAAGGACAUCAUUGUUUCUAGCUUGGCGUAUUCUCAGCACUCUUUACUCGCGUUUAGUAUCGGGACAGGUGCGAUUAUAGAGAAGACGUUUCCCCGGAUGUCGUUGGACGCUCAAGAGGAUGAAGCAACAAUGCUGUCGACAUGCGUUUUGCAAUGUGUUGAUACUUCACCAGUUUCUGGGCGACGAACGAAUUUGUCAGCGAACUUAUCGGCUCAGGUGCGUAUCGAUUUCGAGCCCGUACUCGAAGAUGGGUCUCCCGCAGCAAUUGUAUCUCUAGGGCUGCGGGUAAACGUACAACCCGUCCUUGUAGAAUGGGAUAUGUAUCUGAUAGAUAGGGCGCACCGCUUGGUAGCCCUGCUGGAAGAUGAUACAUCGGUAUCGAAGCAGAAGCAGCAAGUGGCAGGCACGAGAAAUGAAGCUCAGAAAGUCGUGAGAACGCUCGACGUGACAACGGAAUGUGUGCAGGUGACACUACGGUUUCCGAUGGUCAACAGCGACCUUAUUCGCUUUGGCCCGUCAUCAAAGCGGGGACUGUGCGAAGACAAGCUUGUGAUGACUUUGGAGGGUGUAAAGGUUCUUUCGACCUCUCCACGCGCUGGUAGUGAGGGUGACGAGGCCUGUGUGGCAGGCACAUCAACGCCACAUGAGUACAGGAACAGACGUGCGCUUUCAUGGUUGUCAGAGUUUGAUACUUCAUUCGACAAUGCCAAGGUAUCAUUAUUGACUCCUGAGCAUGGGAAUCAACGAAAUGUACGUCUCGAUGAGUCUGUACUUCUCACUGCCUGUAGUGACAAAUGCUCUGGAAAUGUUUGCACACUCCGCUUGCGGCUCCAAGUCCCAUCGCGCGGCGAGAUGGAGGAUGCCAUUGCCAGCAAGCAAAAUCUGUCUCAAGAUUCGAGCCAAAGCCCCGAUGGCGCGUCGGCCAGCAGCUCACCUGAUGACGUUAGUGGUGACGAUAACGAUGGUGGAAGAGUGGGCCUAAACGGAUGGAAUCUGGAUGCUCUGGAGCGUACAGAGUCGUACGAACGAGCGGCAGCAGCGGCUUCGCUGUAUUCAGUAGAAAUCAGUCUGCCCAGUGCGAACGCAGUGUUGUUCAAGUCAUCGCUGGAUCGCUUGAUGGUGCUAUUUGACGCGCUGUUGAUGAUCAACCCUGUUGAUGUGGAUAGUUACAACCAGAUGCUUGCUGCGGCUGCGCUUAGGAACCGCUUGUUGCCUUGUUACAUGAGCAUGAACUUCGUAGUGAGCGAGGGAACUCUGCGUGUGUGCGACUACAUUUCAUCGUCUGCUGCUUCCGUCCCGUCCGAAGUCAAUGCGACUGGACAAACAGCGUCUGAUUCGUCCGAGUCCGAGAAGGUUUUGUUCACGUACCAUUUCGCGUUCCAGACUCUUAAAGUGUUCCAGGUGUCUCAAUGGAUGGGGCAGCUGGUCUCCCGUGUUCACGUGCUGGCCCAGAACACUACUUUGCUGGAAGAAGACGGUCGUACGAAGGCUAUUGUGCCAAUCGUUUACAGAACACCGUUUGGAAUGUCGAGAGCUCCUAUCUGGUUUAUGGGUGUCGACAUUGCUGACCAAACUAAUGCGAUGCGCGAGAUGAAAGUAGACUUGCACCUGUCGCACCUUAGCUUACGCUACGAUGUACGCUCGAGAUGGCUGUAUCAGUUGCUGGAUAUGGUGCUGAUGGAAUAUCCUGUUCCAAUCAUACCACUGGACUCGGCGAGUAUGUCGGAUGAAGAAAGUGCAAAGCUUUUCGAAAUGACUAGUGGAGUUGACUACGACGUUGUGCCGCUGGCAACCGCGUCGAAGACCGUGUUCACGAAGCUUUUCGUUAAUUUUUACGAUGUGAUAGCUGAUUACGCGCCGCUGACACUGACGUCACGUGUGAUUCUCGUGCUGGGAACGGUCAGCGUCUCUUCCAACGUUGUCACAGGUGCUGUCAUGCAAGGAUUUAAGCUAUCCGUAGGCGACCUGGAGCUUUUCCUGACGCAAGCACGUCCAGGCUACGAAGAAAUCGACAACGUUCUUCUCGGCAACGACAUCUUCCUUUGCAGCAGCUCCAAAGCUCUGAAAAAGAACAAGCUCAAGUUUGCGGAUAGCUACGCACGAGGAGGCGGUGAUGGCAGUAUGGGCACAGAGUACCCGUCCUUGCUGACAUUUCUGGAGAAGUUUGGAUUUCUGCAGAUCGUCACGAUGGAUUUUGUGGAUGUUUUCUUGCGCGUGCUCGUGCCGCCUUCUGCACUUGAGGUUGCCGCAGCGCAUCCUGACCGACCCGAGAAAAAGGGGCCGGCUUCGUCAACGUCACCAGAGUUAUCAGUGGAAUUGAAUUUGGGCACGGCUAAUGUCUAUGCGUGCUUUGAUUCGUUCAAUACGCUGGUCGAGCUGCUUGCAGUGUGGACGAAUCAGCUUGCGGUUGCACAGGGGCCGCGCGACACUACUGCGUAUGUGGGCCUGGACGGAUCGGUUGAUCCUUUCGGUAUUUCAGUCGCCACGAAUCUGAGCCCUGCCCCUGCGAAUAUUUUGCAGCCGAUGAAUACCGUGUCUGAGUUGUUACUGGGCUCACAGGGAGUAGUAGACUUCUGUAGCAGUAGCAGCGGGCGAAACGAUCGGCAUUCUGUCAGCGGAAGUGGCGAUUUAGGUGAAGGUUCUGUCAGUAUUCUGGAGCAGAUCGAUGAAGACGCUUUUGGUGGUGGGAAGAAGAUAUUUCCUGGGAAAACGGUCGCAAGCGAUACGGAGGCCCGUUUGUUGCGCACACGAAUGGAUUCUAUCAAGAGAGAGAAGAACCGUAUGGUCCAUGGUCUUCAGCGCGACGACCAGUUGUCUGCGUCGGAGUUGCGAUUGCGACACGAUCAGUAUGAGAGGCGCGACUCCACGAAGCCGGUUCGGAUCAACGAGCUUGUCAUUGAGGACUACUAUUCCAAAACGAGAUCGUUCGACGAACAUGCACACGAGUCCGCGGGGGCAUUUCUUAUGGAACCCUUGCCAGAUGAUACGCACUCAGGAGAGGCUGCAGCUGGCGACAACCCUUGGUUUACCUCGGCAAUCGGCAGCGCACCAGGCUGCUCGAUAUCAUUGGACUCUUCUACUGAGAGAUCAGCACUGCCGCAUCAAGGACAAGUACCGCGGUGGCUUGCGUCUGGUGGAAGUACUGGCGCCGCUGGUGAACGCGAAGAAUGCGCGUCUGAAAGCAAAUUCUAUCGCGAAGCGCUUCACAUGUUCGAGCCAGUGGAAGAGAAGUCUCGUGUACCAUCUUCUGGACCGCACAUGAGCUCACGAGCAAGUGUUGGAUCGACAAAUGCAGGUUAUGGUGAUAACGGAGCCAUGGAUAUGGUUGAUGGUGACGAUUGCUACGUGAAUCAGUUGUCAGUCGGCGCAUAUCCGGCUGCGUCCAAGAACUGGUGGGGUAUGCAGAAUCGACUCGAUGACGUCGGGCUAAGUGAUCAACAAACAGAAGAGACCGCAUCGUCGUUUUCGCACCAAAUGGAUAUCUUGGAGGAAAAAGGGACAGAUCGUCGAAUGUCAUCAGAAGAAGAGCAAGCGGAUGGCAGACAUUACAACGACGUGUAUCCUAGUGCCAUGUCCAUGUCGAUUAUUGAUGCCGGCGAGGACGAAGGCAAAGAGGUCGAACUAGAUUUCGCGCUCGACAGCAAUCUUCAGUCGCGGCUCAACCGGCUGCUGGACAUGGAAUCGAAUAGCGGUCGUGAAUUUCGGGAUUCAGGCAUUGAUGAUCGUGGAAGCGAUACAUACCAUAACGAAUUAGCGUACCAGCGCUUGGACAGAGACGAGCAGCAGCGCAGCUUCGCCAUGGCACCGCAUUCAUACACAACUUCAGCGCGACGGGCAUCCUUUUCGUCGACCAGUAGCCACCACGAGGACUCUUCAUCAUAUCGAAGUCAGACGGGUUCACCGCGAGACCAGCCUACAGCACGCUGGUUCUACGAUGAUCAACGGUUUGAUGAUGGCGGCCUCCCCAUGACUGGCCCGCCAUCGCGAAUUUAUCCGCACCACGUAGAAAUACCCAUUGGUGGCUCAGCAACAUCCCUAUCGUUUGGCGAAAAAGAAUGCGAGGAUGCCAUAAGGUCCAUUGCACGAGAAAAUAUGGUACGAAAAGUAGAGGCGCCGCCUCCGGUCGUCGUGCGGCACGUGCUACUGCGUAACUUCAACAUUUGCGUGCGGUUCUUUGGUGGAUGCGACUGGACACGCGAUGUGAGCGAAGCGGUAAAGCUCCACUCGCGGAAGGACGGACCUCCCACGGACGUGCGGCCACGAGAUAGGGGUGCUGCCAGGAAGGAGAAGCUUUUGGACGCGUUGUUGGACAACUACGUUCCUUCCGAUGGAGGCGAUCUGUUUGGCAAUGAUAGCAGCCCACCUCUAUUCCCCUGCGCGAAAAGCGCACCUACUACAUCCUAUAUGAAGCCUGACCCGGCGGCAUGCAUGAAGCGUGUUGCGUUACGCGACAGCCCGCAUAAAUCACGAAAGCGCAUGCUAAAGAAGAGCAGCCGUAAAACAGAGGAAAUGCUGGAGCUAGUGGUAACUCGGAUCCAGUUCCGUCUCGACGUGUUUGAUGAAGCUGAGUCCCAGUCGCUGGCAUCUCACGCUGUGCUGGCACUGGGUGAUGUGGAACUGCUGGAUUACAUUUCAACGUCCCAGAUCCGCAAGAUUGUGUGCUACUGGAAGUCGGAAGCGACGCAUCCACGUGAAAGUGCCAGCUCGAUGGUGCGAUUGCAGUUGACGUCCAUCCGACCCGGUACCAACUUGUGUGAAGAACACCGACUCAAGGCUCGUUUGCUGCCACUGCGCGUCAACCUCGACCAGGAGGUUGUGAAGUUCUUGCGGCAGUUUGUGCCAGCUGAGGAUCCGCUGGCCCCAAAAUCGCGUCCAGCACAGCAACCGGUUGACGACGCAGAAGAUGAUGCCGAGGCGACAAUGCACGAGCACGGGGUGGAGUUGCAGUUCAUUGGCGAGAGUGUACCUACUGUCGAGCCCGGUGUUUGCUUGGGCGCGUGGUUCUUCCAGAGCGUCGACAUUAAGCCGUGCAAAAUCAAGAUUGACUACCGGCCGAAUCAUGUCGACUACGCGGCGCUUCGUGCUGGCGAUUACCUCGAAGUGAUCAACUUGUUUGUGCUCGAGGGUAUGGAACUCUUGCUUCGACGCGUGCAAGUGAGCGGACUGGAUGGAUGGACUGCUUUGGGCGAGCACGUCCUGGUGUCGUGGGUGCAGGACAUUUCGCGGCACCAGAUCCACAAGUGCGUUGCAAGUGUGUCGAUGCCUCCUCUGCGUCCAUUUGUAAACAUUGGCGCAGGCGCAGCAGACCUGAUCUUGCUCCCAAUGGAGCACUACGGACGGGACCGGCGGCUUGUGCGUGGCAUGAAGAAGGGUGCAUCGAGUUUUCUCAAGUCUGUGACGAUUGAGACACUCAACACUGCGUCGAAAGUGGCUCAGGGCACGCAAGCGCUGCUCGAGCACGCGGAUGACGUGAUGUCGUCGUCGUCUGCGCUACGUCACAAACAGCUCAAGUAUCGACAGGCGGGCAGUCGUAUCGCUCGAAACUCGCGACGUUUGGGUGGCGGCGGUAUUCGCAAUGCACAGGACACGGGUGGAGGUAUUGGAGGUCGUCAGUACCUGACCCAGCAGCCAGCUACUGCUGCAGAAGGUUUCGGUCAAGCUUACAACUCGCUUGCGCGCGAGCUGCACGUGGCUGCCAAGACGAUCGUGGCCGUGCCACUUAUCGAGUACAAGAAGACGGGCUCGCAGGGCUACGUGCGGUCCGUCAUUCGGGCUGUGCCCGUGGCCGUGCUACGUCCAAUGAUUGGUGCGUCGGAAGCUGUGGCCAAGGCAUUGAUCGGCGUGCGCAAUGCAGUGGACCCGGAGCUCAAAGAGGACAUUGAAAACAAGUUUAAGGACUUUCGGGCGAUCUGA
Messenger RNA from Hyaloperonospora brassicae, 7701 nucleotides. Lineage: Eukaryota; Oomycota; Peronosporomycetes; Peronosporales; Peronosporaceae. The record is from the annotation of a GenBank genome assembly.